AUGCGGAGCCGGCCGCGGAAUAACAUGGGGGGCGGCCACUCCCACAGGGCGCCCGUCUUCGACGAGAAUGAGGACGUUAACUUUGACCACUUUCAAAUAUUGCGGGCUAUUGGGAAAGGGAGUUUUGGAAAGGUGUGCAUUGUACAGAAGAGAGACACCAAGAAAAUGUAUGCCAUGAAGUACAUGAAUAAACAGAAAUGCAUUGAGAGAGACGAAGUCCGCAAUGUUUUCCGGGAGCUGCAGAUAAUGCAAGGCCUGGAACAUCCCUUCCUGGUCAAUCUGUGGUAUUCCUUUCAAGAUGAAGAGGACAUGUUCAUGGUGGUGGAUCUCUUACUCGGAGGGGACCUGCGCUACCAUCUGCAGCAGAACGUGCACUUCAAUGAAGGAACUGUAAAACUCUACAUUUGUGAGCUGGCCCUUUCCCUGGAUUAUUUGCAGAGAUACCACAUCAUUCACAGGGACAUCAAACCUGACAACAUACUGCUGGAUGAACAUGGACACGUUCAUAUCACUGACUUUAAUGUAGCAACCAUAGUGAAAGGCUCAGAAAAAGCUUCUUCUAUGGCUGGCACAAAACCCUACAUGGCUCCAGAAGUGUUCCAGGCUUUUAUGGAUGGAGGUCCAGGAUACUCGUACCCAGUAGACUGGUGGUCCCUAGGAAUUACAGCAUAUGAAUUGCUGAGGGGCUGGAGGCCCUAUGAAAUCCAUUCAGCCACCCCCAUCGAUGAGAUACUCAACAUGUUCAAGAUUGAAAGAGUUCACUACUCAUCCGCAUGGUGCAAGGGCAUGAUAGCACUACUGAAAAGGCUUCUCAUUAAGGACCCAGAGUGUCGCCUUUCAAGCCUUGCAGACAUCCAGAACUCUCCAUACCUGGCUGAUGUCAACUGGGAUGCUGUUCUAGAGAAAGCUGUUACCCCAGGCUUCGUUCCUAACAAAGGAAGACUGAACUGUGAUCCCACAUUUGAACUUGAAGAAAUGAUUUUAGAGUCCAAGCCUCUCCAUAAAAAGAAAAAGCGACUUGCCAAAAACAAAUCCAAAGAUGGAGCUAAGGAAACCUGCCCACUGAACGUACACCUGCAGCAGUGCUUGGAAACCGUUAGGAAAGAAUUCAUCAUAUUCAACAGAGAGAAGUUAAGAAGACAGCAGGAUCAAAGUGGGCAGACUUCCAGCCUUGACAGCAGAGCAUCUCUCCAGAGCCACGAGAAGCUCCAAGACGGGAGGAACAACAAUUUGCUGGGACAGGGCUGCACCAGGGGCUGCAGCAGCUAGUGAGCCCAGCCUGCUCCCACACAGGCAGCAAGGGGGGAUCCUCCCUGCAUCCC
This is a messenger RNA of Melospiza georgiana, 1322 nucleotides long. RefSeq names its product serine/threonine kinase 32B (gene STK32B). The coding region runs from base 1 to 1269 and encodes 422 amino acids. Gene Ontology annotation, molecular function: G protein-coupled receptor kinase activity; G protein-coupled receptor binding; ATP binding. Lineage: Eukaryota; Metazoa; Chordata; Aves; Passeriformes; Passerellidae. Gene Ontology annotation, biological process: regulation of signal transduction; G protein-coupled receptor signaling pathway; protein phosphorylation. The transcript is spliced from 12 exons. The record is from RefSeq and is a predicted model, not a curated record.